Molecule: messenger RNA, 1012 nt
Organism: Hevea brasiliensis (rubber tree)
Lineage: Eukaryota; Viridiplantae; Streptophyta; Magnoliopsida; Malpighiales; Euphorbiaceae
Exons: 5
Coding region: 220-726 (168 amino acids)
Source: RefSeq, a predicted model, not a curated record
GUCGAUAAUUGCGACCGUUGAAUGUGGAGUCAUCAGUGGGAUGGCAAUGGCUGAGAAAAACCUCCUCCUCCUGUACAGAAUCAGAAUACGAAUUCCCAUACGCACCCAAUUUCCCUGCUCGUGACGCAACUAUCUUCUCCAAUACCUUCCUCUUCUUGCAUAAGGGUAAGCCUCUAAAGCUUCUUCUUCUUCUUCUCUCUCCCUACGCAUUUGCUUUCGAUGGACGAGGUCAUGACGGGCUCUGACGCAUCAUCAAGCUUUCGAUCAACAUCAUCUCAGCCCUCCGUUUUUCCCUCCAACACCCCUCUCCUCUCUGCUUUCCUUGCCUUCGCUCUCGCUCAGUUUCUUAAGCUCUUCACCACCUGGUUCAAAGAGAAGAGAUGGGAUUCUAGAAGGAUGCUUGGAUCUGGUGGAAUGCCCUCAUCACAUACAGCAACUGUGACUGCUCUUGCAGUAGCCAUUGGUCUACAAGAAGGAACUGGAGCUCCAACAUUUGCUAUUGCACUGGUUUUGGCAUGUGUUGUUAUGUAUGAUGCUACUGGUGUCAGACUUCAUGCUGGUCGCCAAGCUGAAUUACUAAAUCAAAUUGUAUGUGAGCUACCUCCUGACCACCCUGUCUCCAACGUCAGACCUCUUCGAGAUUCGCUAGGUCACACUCCUCUCCAGGUUGCUGCUGGUGCUGUGCUGGGGAGCAUUGUAGCAUUUCUCAUGAGAAGUUCCAACUAGCGGAUGAUCUCUCUUAUGUCCAAUGGUGAUUCUUUGACCAAUUCACGGAACACUCAACAGGCUCACACUCUGCAAGCAUAUUUGCUCCCUCAUGGAAGAAUCAAAACUUUCUGCUUCGUGGGGCCGUACUCAAUGUUAAUGGAUGGGGGUCUUCUGUUGGCAUGUACGAUAACUUGACCGAGUGAUGCGUGUGGGUGUGUGUGUGUGUUUGUGUAUAUAUAUAUAUAUAUUUUUUUUUAUUGAAACUCGAACUUGAGACAACUAUGUGUAUAAAUUUAGUUGCAUA